Molecule: messenger RNA, 792 nt
Organism: Solanum stenotomum
Lineage: Eukaryota; Viridiplantae; Streptophyta; Magnoliopsida; Solanales; Solanaceae
Product: F-box/kelch-repeat protein At3g06240-like
Exons: 2
Coding region: 1-792 (263 amino acids)
Source: RefSeq, a predicted model, not a curated record
AUGCUACCCGGUAAAGAACUCAAUGGAGAGAAUAGUGAAGGAAAGAAAGAAAAUUCAGAAUCUGAUGGACAAACAAUCUUGGUUUGCUUUGAUCUCAUUAUUGAAAUUCUCUUAAGGCUUCCGGUGAAAUCUCUCUUGCGGUGCAGAUACGAUGAAAUCCAUGAUGAUUAUAAGGUAGUACGUAUUUGUACUAAUAUUGGUCGUCAGAGUGAUUUUCAAGAGGUUAAUAUCUAUAGUCUAAAGAAUGAUUCUUGGUGGAGAACUGGUUAUCCUCAUAAUGAGACGCGAUUAAUUAGUUCAUGUAAAUUUGUGAAUGGGAAGGUUCACUGGGCUACUAGUGCUGGUUUUGGUUACCAAAGGGGUUGGGGCAUCACAUCUUUUGAUUUGGCUGAUGAGAAAUGGAGAAAGGUGGAACAACCCUUUUAUGGAGAAAGGGAUGGUAUUCUCAUGACGAGAGCAUUGAGAAGUAAUUUUUCUAUGUUUUGUAAUAAUUCGAUCACUCAAGUAGAUGUGUGGUAUAUGAAGGAGUAUGGGAAUAAAGAAUCCUGGAUAAAAGUAUUUACCAUCAAUUAUAAUCUAGAUCCUAUGGGUUAUUUUCUUUCUCAAUCCUUUUGUUUGUCAAAAGGUGGUGAAUUUUUGGUUAUGUUUGAAUCAACUUUCAUGAUAUACAAUCCAGAGGAUAACUCGAGCAGAAUUCUCAAGUCUCCUAAAUUUAGUAAAGCUCUUAUGGUGGAAAUCUACAUUGAAAGACUUACGGUAGUAAGAUUGAUAUUAGCAAGCUACUAUUGUUAG